Fonticula alba is the source of this 801-nucleotide messenger RNA. RefSeq lists its product as hypothetical. Bases 1 to 801 code for a protein of 266 amino acids. Lineage: Eukaryota; Rotosphaerida; Fonticulaceae. The transcript has a single exon. The record is from RefSeq and is a predicted model, not a curated record.
AUGGCCGCUGAUCGGAAGAAGGCCAGCUACUACUCGGAUGACUCCGAGGAGGAAUACGAGGCCGGCGACCAGCUAGACUUCGACCCGAAGGACUACUAUGAUGACGAGGACGAUGACAGCACCGAGGGCGAUGGCCCCGAGUCCGACGCGGAAGAGGUCUCCGUGUCCGAGGGUGAUGACGAGGACGAGGAGGAGUCCGAGUCUGAUGUCGUCGCUGCCGCCGCUCCCGCCCCCGCCACUUCUGAUGGGCCUGGCGAGGCAGAGGACUCGGACGAUGUCUACGACAGUGAGGACGAAGAGGAUGACGAGGCCGGGGAGGCCCACUCUUCGACCGGCGCCAGUGCUGCCGCCCCCGCCGCCGUCCCCAUCCUUCAACUCCCUGCACUUCAACGUGUGCUCUUCCGAUCUGAUGGGCCUGGCGAGGCAGAGGACUCGGACGAUGUCUACGACAGUGAGGACGAAGAGGAUGACGAGGCCGGGGAGGCCCACUCUUCGACCGGCGCCAGUGCUGCCGCCCCCGCCGCCGUCCCCAUCCUUCAACUCCCUGCACUUCAGGUGCCCGUCCGCACGUUCAUCGAGGUGGCCCCUGUUGUCGCACAGUCGACGGCCGUGGCCCCAUCCGCCGCCCCCGUCGCCGCUGCAACUGCUGCUGGUGGUCCGGCUCUUCCACCGGUCACAGCGGCUGGGUCUCUCACCGGGGCCACCGCUCCUGCUUCCGGCUCUGCUACCACCCCGGCGGCUGUUGCUUCCCGUCCAGCGGGUGCCCCCGUCGCAUCUCCAGAUCGGGUGAGCGUCGUGUAG